Molecule: messenger RNA, 1331 nt
Organism: Spodoptera exigua (beet armyworm)
Lineage: Eukaryota; Metazoa; Arthropoda; Insecta; Lepidoptera; Noctuidae
Source: the annotation of a GenBank genome assembly
AUCUGAUUCGUUUCCGUCUUAUAGAAAUAGAUUUUUGUGAUCCUGCCCUCUCAAUCGUGGUAAUUCGUGUGUAUUCGUGGUUUGGGUUGCCUGUGUGUGUGUAUUUACCUGGGGUUUGAUGAAUUAAAAAGUAGACUGGAGCGCAAGAAAACAACGAUAGAUAUCCUCGAUCGACUCGAAACUGAUAUAAAAAGGAUAGAAAGAGAUGGCCAAUAUAAAGAACAGACCCAUAAAAGGGUCAUAGGAUACAUUAUGGCGUAUUCCGUCGGUCUUUAUGUCCUGUUCGCCAUAUUAUACUAUUACAUGUACGUCGGGAAGAGCCAGCAUUGGAUGUAUUCUUUGCUCUACGCCUCACCGCUUCUCGUUCUACCAAUACUAGUAAUAUUCCUAAGAUCAGCAAUAUCGUGGUACUACAAUUGGUCGCUAAACAAGAACAGGAUCAAAUUAUCAAAGAUGAGAGAAGAGAAGAAGAAGAUAUUGGAAGAAGUUAUGAAUACUGAGACAUACAAAGUUGCGAAAGAGAUCUUAGAUAAAUACGGUAGUCCGGAGGAUCAAUCGAAAGCGCUAAAACCUUUCGUACCAUCGACAAAUGUGCCCGGUAAUACCCCUAGCACGCCGGUCCCAGCGACUCCAGGUCAACUGCGACAACGUCAGUUGGCGAUGCAGACGUCAACGCCCAUCAACAACAACAGGAUGUUGGUACCGGUCGUCAACUCGCCCAACUCCGUUUAUAAGGGACCUAGACUUAGGUCUGAUCAACUUCCCCGUCCACUGCCUGAAAGGAACCGCUCUGCAUUGGACAAAGUGGUGGACUUCUUGCUGAAGGACGGACCUAACCAUCGCAUGGCUCUCAUCUGUUCUGAGUGCUCUUCUCAUAAUGGUAUGGCGAUGGCUGAAGAGUUUGAUUACGUUUCGUACGUAUGUGCUUACUGCGGGCGCCUGAACCCGGCUCGCAAGCAGAGGCCAGCCGCCCCACUCCUCGCCGCCAGACCAAUACCAGCACUGCCCAACACUUCUAUGCCUGGUAGUGGGGAUGACUCCUCAAUAGCUAGCUCGGCAAGCGACAGUGAUGAUGAUAAGCGAGCUGAAACAAUGAGGAAACAUGGUUUCGAAGGCGACUCGGAUCGGCCCCCUUCGUCGGAAGGGUCUCCGAAGCCCGAAAAAGACAAGAAAGAAGACUGAGCAAUAUUGUCAAUUUACAACAUUAUUUAUACGGAAAUAGAAGUCACUGCGAGGUAACAUAAGUACGGUGUGCUUGAUAGGGGAAUGUUGAUCUUGUUUCAUACAAGUUAGAGUUUAAAUUUGAUUGGCAUUAUCAGGGUACCUAUUGC